This is a messenger RNA of Rhopalosiphum maidis (corn leaf aphid), 945 nucleotides long. RefSeq lists its product as uncharacterized. The transcript has 6 exons. The record is from RefSeq and is a predicted model, not a curated record. NCBI's taxonomy places the organism in Eukaryota, Metazoa, Arthropoda, Insecta, Hemiptera, Aphididae. Bases 1 to 945 code for a protein of 314 amino acids.
AUGGAUGAAUCUAAAAGUGGUUUUUAUCAAUGUAAAUUGUCUAAUAGUGAAGCAGGACCUUACUUUAUUGAACUUAUUAAUGAUACUAAAGAGCUGAUCAUUGAUAUGAACAACACUAAUAUUUUAAAUUAUACAACAAGUGGAAAAAUAAUUUUAGAGGAUAUAAAUUUAAAAAUUUGGAGUCAAUGGACUCAAUGGUCGUUAUGUAGCAAAUGUGAAGUGAUGGGCAAAAGAAAUAAAUUUGGUCAUUGUACAGUAUCAUUAAAAGACAAUAUAAUUCAUGAAAUAAAUAUUAAACAUAAAAAAUACAGGAAGGAAAUACAAGUCUUAGAAAGAUUAAUGGCUGCUUUUGAUACUGGUUUACCAUGUGAGAGUAGUCUACUAAAUUUAUUCGGUUAUUAUGGUAUUAUAAUAAUGAAUAAAGCAAUAAGAGUAAUGGUUGAACAAUGCCAAGUAAAAUGUAAUAAAGAUAAUUUAUUUGAGACAAAAGAUACACAGGGGAAUAUUAAAGAAAAAGUUAAUAACUCUGCUGGUAUAUAUUCACCACUGCAAAGAAUUCCUGAAAUGCCACCUAAAGUAGAAACUUCAGUGAUAGUUACUUUUAUAAACGAACAACUAAAUAUUACAUGCCCUGGGAAUUUAAAUUCAGAUGCCCCAUAUGAAUGGAAAGUAAAAGACCAGAUUAUUUUAUUAUCUAAUGAGCGAAUAACAGUAGAUAUAUUAAAUAGACUAACUAUAAAAAAUAUAACUGAAGAAGAUGAAAAAAUAUUUACAUGUUGGCAAAUUGAUGACCUAGCUGGAAUAGUAAAGAUAAAAUUAAUUAAAGGAUUUAAUAUUUCAAAUCAAAAAGAUAUAUAUUUUUAUGCGGUUUUUGUUGUCUUAGGGAUUUUUGUAUGGGUUGGGCUUAAAAUGUUUUUUGAUAGAGAAGCAGCAUAUUCUAAGUAA